AUGCCUGGCCUACAGACAAAUAGUCGCAUUUCGAACGGCAUCGUCUGGGCAGAAUACGUAGCAGCUAACCUCUCAUUGCCUCUCUACGACUAUGCGGUCGGAGGUGCAACGACUUCGAAUGCUCUUAUCCAGGGCUACACAGGCGCAAAGGGUGAUAUUGCCGUACCUUCUGUUAUUGAUCAAGUCGUCUCGUUCUUGGCGAAGAUGAAUCCUCAAGGAGGAGCAUUUGGAGCGUCCGAUUCGAUGGCAACGGAAACCCCAUUGCUGAUCCUGUUUGCUGGUGCCAACGACGUUCUGUUUAAUGCCAACAUCAGUGCUUCGCAGUCGUAUCAAAUUAUUCGGCAAGCCGAAGCAAAGCUACGCGAUGCGUACCCAACUGCCAGAGUCUUGACUCUAACACCGCCGGAUAUCUCCAGACUUCCGUAUGGCUUCUACUUGGAAGACAGUCUGGCAAAGAACCAGUUGCGAACUUUCACCGACCAACUGGGAGAACUACUCGACAGGUCAAAGACAGGAACUGUCAACGUUGAUCUUCGACCGCUCUUUGACGACUUUGAGUACUAUGCUUCCCCUCGGGCGUACGGAUUCGACCCCUUGGGAAAGUACGGCAGUUGCCUCGAAGGUGAAUAUGGUGAGACGCCAAAUGUGACGAUCUGCGGAGACCCAGGUAGGCGGGUGUACUGGGACGAAUACCAGUGA
Messenger RNA from Colletotrichum fioriniae, 699 nucleotides. The record is from RefSeq and is a predicted model, not a curated record. Lineage: Eukaryota; Fungi; Ascomycota; Sordariomycetes; Glomerellales; Glomerellaceae.